Molecule: messenger RNA, 5241 nt
Organism: Hypanus sabinus (Atlantic stingray)
Lineage: Eukaryota; Metazoa; Chordata; Chondrichthyes; Myliobatiformes; Dasyatidae
Gene: vwa5b1
Product: von Willebrand factor A domain containing 5B1
Exons: 22
Coding region: 108-3980 (1290 amino acids)
Source: RefSeq, a predicted model, not a curated record
GCAAUGAUGCCUCUGUAAUACAGUUACCAAAGAUAUUUCCAUCGAAAGCUCUCAUUCAAGACUAUCGUCACUUUGGGCCUCGCUGGAAGGAAAGUUUCUGCAACAAGAUGCCAGGUCUUAUCAACCCAGAGAACGGCCAGAAUCUGCUGCUCAGUUCAUCCGAAGUCUCGUCUUGUAUGACUGGCUACACCCUCGGGAUGUGUGCCUCAUUAACCUACACCAACAUGGAGGAUCACCCAGUCAAAGGACUUUUCAUCUAUCCUGUGGAUGAGUUCACUACCAUGGUCGGAUUCGAGGCAACAGUUUCUGGGCGCAUAGUAACAUUGCAAAUAAAAGACAAAGCUAAAUUAGAUGACUGUUAUUUUGACUGCAGUAAUAUUUCAUCUGGAACCUUCCAGAAUGGUCACUUUGUACUGGAUGAGGACUUGGAGAGGACGGUGUUUGCAGUGAAUUUGGGAACAAUUACUCCACUGGAAACAGUGACCAUUUUGAUAAGCACCUCGCUGGAGCUACAGACUUUGCCCAAUGGCACCAUCCGGCUGGUGCUUCCGCCUGUCUACGUCCCCACACUGGUUACGCUUGGCAGCGAUUCACAGACCACGGCAGAAAGCCAGCUCAAAAGGAGGAAUAGAGACCGCUGCUGCUCAAACCACCAACAUCACAAGGAGACUGGCAGCCCACUGUGUUUAGCAAAGCUCUUGGAUGAUGAGGUCACCAACGCCAUCGUGUAUGACUUCAGUUUUCGCCUUGAAAUACGAGCACCGUGCUUGCUGGCAGGUGUCGAAAGCCCGACGCACUCGAUCCGCGCUGAUGCCGACCCCACUGCAGUAUGUGCUAGCAGCGUGACGAUCACCUUGGCAGAGAAGCACACCUUCGACAGACCUGUGGAGAUCAUCAUUCAUCCCAGCGAACCACAUGUGCCUCAUAUCUUGGUGGAGAGCGGAGAUAUGGCAGCUGAUGAAUAUGAGCAACUUUUAAAAGGAAAAAGUGAUUUUGUCAAAGGAACCAAAAAGAAUCCGAGCUCAGAAAAGAAGAGGGAGAUAAUUAGAAAACGCCUGAACAAGGACAUUGGGCACCACCCUGUCGUCAUGCUGAAUUUCUGCCCGGAUUUAAAGAGCUCCCACCCCGACCUAAGGAUGGCUCAAGGAGAAUUCAUUUUCCUCAUUGACCGCAGUGGAAGUAUGAGUGGGAUAAACAUCAGUCGAGUUAAGGAAGCAAUGCUGGUUGUCCUGAAGAGCCUGGCGCCAUCAUGUCUGUUUAACAUCAUCGGCUUUGGCUCCACGUUCCGGACCUUGUUCCCAGCAAGCAGGUCUUACAAUGAAGAGACGCUGGCUGCAGCUUGUGACUACAUCAGGAAGGUCAGGGCUGACAUGGGCUCCACAAACCUGCUGACUCCACUGAACUGGAUCUUCCGGCAACCCGUCCACAGGGGUCACCCCCGCCUCCUGUUCCUGCUGACAGACGGCUCCGUUAGCAACGUGGGAAAAGUAAUCACUCUUAUCCGCAACCACGCGCAGACCUGCAGGUGCUAUAGUUUUGGUAUUGGACAGAAUGCCUCCCGAAGACUUGUCCUGGGACUUGCCUCUGCUUCGAAAGGUGUGGCGGAGUUUCUGGAUGAAGGGGAAAGAUUGCAGCCAAAGAUGGUAAAAUCCCUGAAGAAAGCUAUGGCCCCCUUCCUCAGUGACAUCACUGUUAAUUGGUUCUUUCCUGUGACAACUGAGGUUCUCCCAUCUCCAAUGGGGACGAGUUUUCUGUUCCCCGGAGACAGAUUAAUCGAAUAUUGCGUUGUGUGUGACACUUCAAGAUAUCAGUCUAACUCCAAGUCAAGCGAUGAGUGGAGGUGCAGCCAGACCUGGUCUCAGCAGUCCAGCAGCUCGGUCUUUUACCACUCGCAGGAGGAGGACGCCGAGAACUGGAGAGGGUGCCGAGAUUCCGCCCGGGAAGCCACCUCCAUGAUUGAUGACCCUGAGAAGGAAGGUGUCGACACAGAAACCGCUCACAGAAGACGAGCUUUCAGUAGCAAUUGCAUCGGCAGACAGCGUGACUCCAAGAGAUCUUUCACCCCCAGUGACCCGGGGUCAGAGUUCAAUAAAAACCCUCUUCGAAGGGCACGUGCUCAGCAGCUUGUGGGAGGGAGCAGCCCGGAACGACUCUCUCCAUCUCCAGGGGACUUCCCGAGAGAUGGAUCAAGCUCGUACAUGAACAUCACAGGAUCGAGACUCGGUGGGAAGAUAAGACCGUCCUUGCUGCAUCAGAGCUGUGUUUCAAACAGUCAGGAUUCGGAGUCCUCCCAGAUGCAGGGUAUCACUCAGCAGGGACCCUCAGCAAGGGGCAUGUUGCCCUGUGAGGGGAGCCUCACCUCCAGGUCAUCGACAGAGAGUGCGUCCUUCGGCAGCAGCACCAAACCUGGAUAUUUUCACUAUCGAUCCUCGACUCUCGAAGAUGAGCCAUCAUUUGAUCUCCAGGACCAGUCGCAGAUUUGUAAUGCAGGCUGCCUUCAGAGCAAGCUCGAUUGCAAGGCAGUCAUUUCUGGUUUGCUCUGUGGCAAAGUCACUGAGUGGGAAGUCACGUUCGAUCUUCAGUCACUUCUUAAUCAGCGGGCAAACUGUAAGACGCCGCAGGAAGACUUGUGGAGCGAAACAAUCCACCAGCUGGCAGCCAAGUCUCUUAUCCAAGACUUUGAGCAACUGGCCGAGAAGGAGACCGAGAUAGAACAGGGCUCUGGACGAAGAUACCAGCUGAACGCAAUUCAAACCAGCAAAGCGUGCAAUGUCAUCAGCAAGUACACAGCUUUUGUCCCUAUCUAUCUUGACAACAAAGAGUAUCUGCCAAACGUCAUCGAGUAUUCAAGUUCAGCUGUUGGGUCAAAGCCAGGAAGUUACAGGAGGUCACACUCAGGAAGUCGGAGGAACAGAACGUACUCUGGGAGCCUUGGACGCUCACAGUCUGGAUACACACCCGAUGGAACAGAAGAUGCUUUGUCUGUUCUGACAUCAGAGAAUACUAAAUCACCGUGCACAUCUCCUUCGUCCUCGGGGUGGGAGAGAAACACUGAAGCUUCACUGAAAAGUCCUUCAAUUUCAUCACAACGAUCCACCGAGAGCCUUUUUUCUGCAAGACUGAGCUUCAACAAGACUCGAAUGUUGUCCCUGGCUGCAAAAGGCUUUAUGUCCCGGUCAACCAGCAAGAUGAGUGAGUCGAUUAGUGAGCCGGAGACCAAAAACAAUGACUACACAUCUCUGGUCAAUUUGCAGUUGGCAUCCGGGGCUUUCCUGCUUAACCCAGCAUUUUGCAAAGCCAUCAACAUCUCCAUGGAUCAGCUGAAGUGGACUUCCCCCUUCAUGUGCCACCGCUCCAGCGUCAGUCCCACGUCGCACAUGCACGCCCGCAGAUUCGCCAGCAAGAGGGCGUCCCAGAGGAAUGGGUCUGCAGAGAGUGCUCCUCAGAAGGAAGCAGGGAACACGGGGAGUCUGAGUUACUUGGACAUAGACGGGGUUGGGGGAGAGUCCAACAGGUUAAGGUCUCGCCACUUCUCGAGCAGCCUGGUGGAGAUCCAGUCAGGGGAUGCCAGUGGAAGUUGUGAGCUGCUCAAUCCGCCGGCUCCCGUUCGCCGAUCUUCCUCCCCAGGGAUCCCCCAGGCCUCAAACGCCACGCGGGCCGACGGCGCUCCCGAGACGAGUGCCGCCAGCGGUCCGUUCCUGACCGCCCCUGGUGAGUGGCAGCAACCUCUGCACGCCGAGGGAGCAGUCUGGUCCACGGCGGUGGCCCUGGCCUGGCUGGAGCACCGGUCGGCCGCCUACUUCAUUGAGUGGGAGCUGGUGGCUGCCAAGGCCUGCAUGUGGCUGGAGGCCCAGGAGAUACCGGAGGAGAGGGACCUCGCCUCUGUCAAAGCUGCAGCAAGGCAGCUCUUUGUCUUGUUACGUCACUGGGAUGAAAACCUACAGCUGAAUAUGUUGUGCUACAACCCAAACAGUGUUUAACAGCUUUCCCUCGGAGUCCUUAGGCAGCCAAGUCAGUAUUUAUCCUUAAUGUAACUCAAAUUCAAGUUUAAUUGUCAUUCAACUAUACAUGAAUAUCCAUGAAUACAGCCAAACGAAACAAUACUCCAGGGCCAAGGUGCAAGACACAGUCACACACGGCACAAGGCACAUAUAGCACAUAGAAGAGAGCAGUAAAAUACAGCCACACAUUCCAUGGUUGCUGUCAGAAAGAACAAGCAUGCAACAGUCUGCAGACAAACACAAUCCAUCUUGUCUUCGACCGAGCGAACACUAGAGGGCAGCACUGAUGCCAGCAUUGACACCAUGCCCCACCGCCUCUGGAGUCACCUCUCCUGGGCAUCCGCCACAGGCGUCACUGCGACAUGAGGGCUAGUCCGUGCUACAGCCCAGGCCACGCAUCUCCCCCGCCUGCCAUCACCCGCCAAUAAACCCCUGAACCGGACUUGCAAUAUUCCACAUUACCAAUGCCCAACAGGGUCUUGCAAUCACAAGAAAAAUGACUAAGAUGAACGCUUGUUGUCAGACUGCACACCGCCUUUGCGAGCAGACUCCGAUGCCUCUCUGAUCAGGCAGGAACACGAUCCAGCUUCCUCAGUUCCUCCACCAGCCAGCAAAUUGCUGAUGCGGAAGGCCUGCCAUACUAGAAGUUCUUAAGGUCCAGCGUUAGGCACGUGGAGGCAGCUGUGUCCAAGUGCACUGCCACCUUAACCUUACAGACAAGUUUUCCAUAAUUUUAGAUCUACAACACACUCAGUGGACUCCUUCAUCUAUGAUGCUGCUGUUGUGGGGGUGGCAAUAGAGAUGGGACAGUAUUUGAGGAUAGUGCUGUGUUUACUGGUUGAAUCUCCCAGAAGAAAUUCCACGUUUCAAACCCAGGUCUUGAGUAAUUGUUCAGCAGAGUCUCGGCAGAACCCUUUGCUUUAUGAAUCUUCUGCUUCCCACAAACAGUACCUGGUUGGAGGGCUGUUCCAUCUAAACUCAACAGCCACUUUAUUAGCUACCUCCUGUACCUAAUCAGAAUCUGAAUUAAUAUCAUUGCCAGAUGAUGAGAAAUUUGCUGUUCCAUGUCAGCAGCAUAUUGUAAUACAUUAUUUUUUAAACCAAAAAUUACAAUAAGAAAUAUAUAUAAAAAAUUAAAUUAAGUAAGCAGUGCUAAAAUAGAGCAAAAAAUAGUAAUGUAUUUACCUCUACCUAACAGUAGGUAGGGCUAGUGCUCAUGAAGGUUCCCACCUCCAUGUCA